This is a messenger RNA of Talaromyces rugulosus, 693 nucleotides long. RefSeq lists its product as uncharacterized. The transcript has a single exon. Gene Ontology annotation, molecular function: nuclear import signal receptor activity. Gene Ontology annotation, cellular component: cytosol; nucleus. The coding region runs from base 1 to 693 and encodes 230 amino acids. The record is from RefSeq and is a predicted model, not a curated record. Gene Ontology annotation, biological process: protein import into nucleus. NCBI's taxonomy places the organism in Eukaryota, Fungi, Ascomycota, Eurotiomycetes, Eurotiales, Trichocomaceae.
AUGUUUUCCGUGGUCAUUCCAGGGCGGCCGUGUCUCACAGACAUCAACACCGUCGACGUCCAACCCGGUGCUCAGCCGACCAAGUUCGCCUUCACUUUUCCUGCAUCUCCCAAAUUCAACCACCUUGUCGUCUUUUUUCUCCCGGGGACAGUGCUACCCCCGGAUACAGCUGCUGCAAUCUACCUACAAACUCCCAACUCAAACCCGACGCCCAAUGGCCCGGAGUUUCAAUUUCUCGGCGCAAUCGGAAACGAGAAACCCUCGGCCAUCUUCAAGGUUGGAUCAGGCGCUAACCAACCGCGCCUGACAGAGGCUCAGCAGGAAGACGAAAUGCUGGACGAAGACGCCACUCCGUCACGGGAUACCGGCGCCGGACAGGUUGUGCUAGGCAUCUCUAUCGAGCCGGCGCAGAGCGUGGCGGCGCAGAUGGCAGCGCUCAGCGCCCAGAGAGAGUCGUCAACGGACCUUGUCCGUCUGCCACCGCAGCAAAAGCAGAUCACGACAAAGGUUCUUGCGCAACGAGUGAUUGGAAACGCGUUUAACUUUUUGGCUAGCUUCGCCGAAUCUGACCCCAGCAAAAGAGGUGAAGAGGUUAUACCUUUGAAGAGCUUCAGUGAUUGGUGGACGAAAUUCGAACGGCGUAUUGAAAUAGAUCCGACCUUUUUGGAGCGCGAAGACCCCAGUCAGUCCUGA